Messenger RNA from Penicillium oxalicum, 1581 nucleotides. RefSeq lists its product as uncharacterized. The coding region runs from base 1 to 1581 and encodes 526 amino acids. Lineage: Eukaryota; Fungi; Ascomycota; Eurotiomycetes; Eurotiales; Aspergillaceae. Gene Ontology annotation, biological process: cytoplasmic stress granule assembly; P-body assembly. The transcript is spliced from 5 exons. Gene Ontology annotation, molecular function: mRNA binding. The record is from RefSeq and is a predicted model, not a curated record. Gene Ontology annotation, cellular component: P-body.
AUGGAUAUGAACCACUUGAUUGGCCAGCGCUUCAAUCUGAUCUCAAAGAGCGAGAUUCGAUACGUCGGCACUCUCCACGAGAUCAACCCCGAGGCGUCAACGAUAGCUCUGGAGAAUGUCAAGUCAUUCGGUACCGAGGGCCGUCGCAAGAACCCGGCCGAGGAGGUCCCACCUUCCGCGAAUGUCUACGAGUACAUUGUCUUUCGCGGCAGUGAUGUGAACGAUAUCAGCAUUGCCGAUGAAGAGACAAAAGACAAUGCUCAGCCAGAGCCUCCCCGGGUUCCAGACGACCCAGCCAUCCUUGGCAACGUCUCGCGACCGGGCCCAAUGCCCAAUGCUCCUCCAAUGGGUACUCCUAGUCAGGGCCUUCCCUCCCAACCCUCCACACAGACCCCGCAGGGUGUUCAGCAAACCCCACCUGGAUAUCCUCCCCAACAACAAUUCCAGCAAGGUUUCUAUCCUCCUUACGGGCAACGUUUCAAUGGGCCUCCGCCUCCUUUCCCUCCUGGCCCCGGAGGUCCAGGUGGCUUCCCAGGCAACAUGCCUUAUGGUGCGCCCCCACCCGGCUGGUUUCCCCCUCCUGGCCACGGCUUCCCUCCUGGAGGUCCCGGUCAAUUUCCCCCUCAGAUGCCUCUCGGUGCACACAACCAGCCUCCUCAGCAGCGCCCCGGUCCUCCCAGUGGCCCCGUGCCUCAGACCACCUCUGAGCUCCCUAGCGGCGAUCCCAAGCCCACAAGCCGCCAUGCCACCCCGGCGGCUCAGAAGGCACCUACCCCGCCGGUGGAAUCAAAGCCGACGGUUGCGGAAGCUGUGCAUGGAUCCACGCAGGCUGCUCCUGCGCAGAAGAGUGGUCGGGUCAUGCCCGCUGUCCCAAUGACUGCGCCUCGUCCCGUGGCUCCUGCUCAAGGUCCCGCCCCCGUUGAUGCUACCCAGGCAGCGACCCAAGCUGUUGCAGCUGCGAUGGCCAAGCUGCCUCAGCCGGUGGCCCGAAAAAGCCGGCCCUUCAAUGGACCUCGUGCUCUCCGGGGUGGCCAUCAUCACCAGCAGCAACACCCGCACCCGCACCCACAUCCGCAUGCGCCCCGUGGUGGCCGCGGUGGUGCACGUGUCCAGCACAAGAAGAUCGAAGUUCCCGAGUCCGACUAUGAUUUUGCGACAGCCAAUGCCAAGUUCAACAAGCAAGACCUGAUCAAAGAGGCGAUUGCCACCGGGUCGCCUACCGCCGAGGUCGAAUCUCACGAUCUUGCCCAUCAAGCCGAGACCGACACCAAUGGUGCCUCGGCCGCUGCUACUCACAGCCUGUACAACCGCUCGACGUCCUUCUUUGACAACAUCUCCAGUGAGGCUCGCGACCGUGAAGAGAACGCCACCCGAGUGGGUGGUCGCGAGUGGCGCGGUGAGGAGGAGAAGCGCAACAUUGAAACCUUUGGGCAGGGCAGCGUGGACGGCUAUCGUGGCCGCGGCCGAGGUCGCGGUGGUCGUGGCCGUGGACGUGGUGGUCGCGGUGGCCGGGGUGGCCCGCGUGGGGGCGCCCGUGCUCCCUUCCCCGUUCAACAGGGUGCUUUUGGAGGUCUGAACUAA